Messenger RNA from Phalaenopsis equestris, 2583 nucleotides. Its product is annotated as CRS2-associated factor 1, chloroplastic. The record is from RefSeq and is a predicted model, not a curated record. Gene Ontology annotation, molecular function: RNA binding. Bases 2 to 2245 code for a protein of 747 amino acids. Lineage: Eukaryota; Viridiplantae; Streptophyta; Magnoliopsida; Asparagales; Orchidaceae. The transcript is spliced from 5 exons. Gene Ontology annotation, biological process: Group II intron splicing.
AAUGGAAUACGCAACAGAUGAUAUCCAUUCGCCAUCAGCGUCGCUGAAACUGCUCUCCUCAUUGAAUGCAAUGGCGCUCAAAUCUUCCAUCCCCUUCCCCAUCCUCCCGCCAAAUAUAUCCACCCGCCACCGCCACUCCUCCACCCCCACUGAAAUCCGAUUCUCUCGCUGGAACAACGCCAACGCAGAACCCUUCCUUCGUCGCCAGCGACAGCAAAAGGAGAUCGAGGACGACAUCCGCCGCCAACGCCGCUUUCAGUCCGCAACCAAAAUCGCUGAAUAUUCUGAAUCUGUGAAUCACAUCUCCUCUAUCACAUCGUCUCCACCUCCCGAGUACAAGUCCCAUGGCACCCCCUCCUCCCCUUCCUCUCCUUCCAUUCCAGGCAAAGCCUCUAAAUACUCCAAACCCGAAAACCCUAGUUAUUCCCACCCCGCCUUCCGCCGAAUCGGUCGAUCUACACGCAAAGCUAGGGUUCCGCCGGAACAGCCCAACGGGGAGAUGGGGAUCUCCGUUUCGGAUACGGGAAUAGCUUACAAACUCAAGAAUGCGCCAUUCGAGUUCCAAUAUAGCUAUACCGAGACGCCGAAGGUGAAGCCUCUGGCUCUGCGAGAACCACCGUUUUUACCCUUUGGGCCGACGACGAUGCCGAGGCCGUGGACGGGACGGGCGCCGCUGCCUGCUAGCAAGAAGAAGCUGCCAGAGUUUGAUUCGUUUAGGUUACCGCCUCCAGGGAAGAAAGGGGUGAAGACGGUUCAAGCACCAGGGCCAUAUCUGGCUGGUUCGGGGCCGAAGUAUAUGGCUGAGACAAGAGAAGAGAUACUUGGCGAGCCACUGGAGAAGGAGGAGGUUAAGGAGCUUAUAAAGGGGAGUUUGAAGAGCAAGAGGCAACUGAAUAUGGGAAGGGAUGGUUUGACUCACAAUAUGUUGGAUAAUAUACACGCUCAUUGGAAACGGAGAAGAGUGUGCAAGAUAAAGUGUAAAGGGGUAUGCACGGUUGACAUGGAUAAUGUCCGCGAACAACUAGAGGAAAAAACUGGAGGAAAGAUUAUAUAUAGCAGAGGAGGCAUUGUCUACUUGUAUCGUGGUCGGAAUUACAACUAUAGGACCAGACCUAAAUACCCUCUUAUGCUUUGGAAGCCCAUGACACCCGUGUACCCUCGAUUGGUUCAGCGUGUUCCCGAGGGGUUAACAUUGGAAGAGGCAACUGAGAUGCGCAAGAAAGGGCGCCAAGUGCCUCCAAUAUGCAAACUUGGAAAGAACGGCUUAUAUUCUAAUCUUGUUAGAGAUGUCAAGGAGGCUUUCGAGGAAUGUGAGCUGGUUCGGAUCAACUGCAAAGAUAUGAACAAAAGUGAUUGCAGGAAGAUAGGUGCCAAGCUCAGGGACCUGGUUCCAUGUGUCUUACUCUCAUUUGAGUAUGAGCAUAUACUGAUGUGGAGAGGGAAAGAAUGGAAAUCAUCUCUUUUACCAUCAAACGGCGAUCAUGCAGCUGUGGGACUUAUCGCGGAUGAUGCAUUUGAUAUUUCUGGUUCAUUAGUAAAGGACAUGCAAAUGCAGAAGAUAAAUUCCGUAGAGGAAAGUGUUGAUAUAAAUCUCUUAAAAGAUUUUGACAUGGAAAAUACUAGAGAUAUUGCAAAGAUAGAUAUAAUUGAACCACCUGCUUCUAGUUCUGUUGAAGGCUCAGUCGAGGAGCUAUCUGAUGAAGUUCAUAAAGAAAACAGUUCUCAAAUCGUAAGAUCAGAUCCCGAAGAGAAUGAGAAUCUUCUUUUAAGACAAAGCAAUGGCAAUGCAUCAUCGGCAUCUGAUCUGAAUUUGGCAGAGAUAGGCACUAAUGAAUCUGAUAUCAAAGCAGACAAUUCUGAGAAUCUCUUUGAGUCUUUCAAUGCCCCAUGGUUGGAAGGUGUCACACUUCUUGUCAAGCAAGCUGUUGAGGCUGGAAAUGCUUUGGUGUUGGAUGAGAAGUCCGCAGAUGCAGAUAUUGUACUAUCCAAAUCUGUUGCUCUUGCCAUGAAAGCUGCAACUGGACCGAGCUUUCAACAUCCGUGUAAGAAAGCUGUGUCUCAGAAGGUUAAGAAAGAAAAGAGCAAGGACGGUAAGGAGGAAUAUGUUGUUGAAACUUCACCUGUUUCUCUAAGAAAAGGUGAUGAGAAACAGAAAUCUAGGAGCAGGAACAAGAAAGAUGUCUUUCUGGAUGUGGUUCCUCAUGGAAGUUUAGGAGUGGACGAACUAGCAAAGCUACUGGCUUAAGUUGAAUCUGUGAAGUCAUCCGUAGAUGGAUUUUAACAAGUUUUUAUUAUUCCCAUAUGGAAUUUUUUCGAGAAUGGCAAUAAUUUAUCUGAUCCAAUGUCCGCUAAGGGAGCUCUGCUCAAAGAAAUGAGGAUAGAAGAAUGGGUUAUUAUUUUACAGUGCUAGUUAAGGUAUGUUUCGUGUCAGAAAUACCUUGUACAAUAUAUUACAUUUUGAUUAUCAUUUUCAGUUUACACAAUAUUAAUUGUCUCUCCCUAAUCACCACAUUAAAGCAUGAUUCAUUUAUAAUUAUGUCGGCAUUUCAAAUCAAUUAUUUUUGUCAAGAAUAACCCGUGCCU